This is a messenger RNA of Spizellomyces punctatus DAOM BR117, 813 nucleotides long. Its product is annotated as thioredoxin. NCBI's taxonomy places the organism in Eukaryota, Fungi, Chytridiomycota, Chytridiomycetes, Spizellomycetales, Spizellomycetaceae. The record is from RefSeq and is a predicted model, not a curated record. Gene Ontology annotation, molecular function: protein-disulfide reductase activity. The transcript has 2 exons. Bases 14 to 421 code for a protein of 135 amino acids.
AUGUGACUCAUUGAUGGGCGCAUUUUGGGGGAGGAUAAAUUCAAGGCCACCUUGCAGCCAACCCACAUCUUCAUCUCGUAUUCACAACCCAAACACAUACAUCAUGGUCAAGGUAGUCACCACAGCCGACGAAUUCAACCAGAUCAUCAAGGACAAUGAAAUUGUCAUUGACUUUCACGCCACAUGGUGCGGUCCUUGCAAGAUGAUCGCUCCCAAGUUUGAAGAAUUUUCCAAAAAGUACUCCAAGGCUGUUUUCAUCAAGAUUGAUGUCGAUGAAGUACCGGAAGUUGCCGAAAAGGCUGGUGUUUCUGCCAUGCCUACCUUCCACAUCUACAAGAAUGGUCAAAAGGAGGCCGAGAUUGUUGGUGCCAACCCUGCGAAGCUGGAGGGGGAGAUUUCAAAGUACGCUCACGCUCAAUAGAUGUGCUUGAGGGACGCUCUUGUUGUUGCUGGGAGGGAUCAAGUGUGUAUCCGUGCAUUGUUUGUAUAUCUUCAUAAUUAGCACAGGUGCUGGUGCAAAAUGGUUGUGUGCAUGUUUCCAUGACGGCGUAAAGCCGAGUACGCUGGUUGUGUUUCUUUAGUACUUUUAACGUCCCUGUCCCCGUUCAACACCUGGUCGCGUACGCUGUGUUGUAGAUAUGAAGCCAUACUUUGCCAAUGUAACGAGUUUGGGAGCUUGAAUUUUGUGGUCAUUAUAAAGAACAAAAGGGAUACUUGUAUCCGACAUCCAAGAGACUGUGGCUUGCUUAACAGAACGACAAAUAACCAAUACGAGAUGGCCACUCUGAAUGCCACUAAAUGUCAAAGCGCGAC